AUGAAUGAAGAACAAAGGUACAUAUUUUUUAUGUUACUUUAUAGUAUAUUAUCAAUUAUAAAACAAAAAACAGAAAUUAAGUGUUUGAUUUCUAUUAUUUGGCAAUUAAAUUUAAUAAAACAUAACUAAUUUUAAUGGAAUAUUUAUACAUAUAAAUUAUAUUUAAUAUUAAUUAUUGAUCAGCUAACUUUGAAUGCAGUUGCAUUAAAGAAUACCUUUUACUUUAUAAAAUAUUUUAAUCCAAAUAAAAGUAAAUAGCACAAAACACCAUAGGUUCUAGUUAUUAUUUUGUAAGAAAGACUAUUUUUUAAAUCAUUAAUUUAAGAAAUGUUUUUAUCAUUGAGAUAGUAUUAAAUUAAGUUAAAUAUGAAUUAAGUUUCUGUAUAGUCUUCUUAUUGA
This is a messenger RNA of Tetrahymena thermophila SB210, 399 nucleotides long. RefSeq lists its product as hypothetical. The record is from RefSeq and is a predicted model, not a curated record. The transcript has a single exon. Lineage: Eukaryota; Ciliophora; Oligohymenophorea; Hymenostomatida; Tetrahymenidae.